AUGCAUUAUUCGAUCGGAUCUCUCAAGAAUUUCUACACUGAACAAGAGCUGGCUACGUUCAUUACAAACGGGUUAAAGAAUCCCGAAACAGAGUCAGUCGCGGCGAAACUGAAAGUCCAUCUACUUCGACAUUGGUUCAAUGAUUUGAAGAGUCCACAAGAUGACGUUACAGCUUUCCAUGGGUAUGAGCAUUUGCGGUCUGACUACCUCGGCUACUGGAAGAAGGUGGGCUAUGGUAAUACAGUGGCGCCUUCUGACCAAAUGCGUGCUAUUGUGUCUGUCGAGAAGUUUGAGGCAAAUCUGUUCACCGUGGUCACGACGAAUAACAUUAAGUACGGUACGCUGCUUCAAUCUUUUGCCAACUUUGUUGCUCAUGUAAAUUCGGAAAUCCGUGUUGAAACUCUCGAUCUGUUCGCGCUACUCUUCGCUCGGUUUGGUCAGCGUCACGUGGCCGAUAUUCUAACUAGUGGCGAUUCGACUUUAAUUGAUCGGACCAUCACACGCGCUCAGAACAGCCAAAUUCAGUUUUGGAUCAGAAAAAAGACGCUUCUGGACGAUGUGAUUAAAUCGAUCAAACUCGACAACGAAAAUGAAUUCACCUACUCGAGACUCAAGCUUUUUCUGAUGUAUAUUAGUGUCUACAAUGACACUUUUAAGUCGAAUACUGUCAUGCCAUACUCCGUUUUGGAGAAAUAUUACCAUCCACUCAUUCUUGCAAGUCUCCUUUAUGAGCUACCAAAAAGCUCAGAACUGGAAAAACUUGUGAAGCAGGUUGAAAUAGAUUUGGAAGAUUUCUUCGAACGCACGGAUUUGCCACCGGAGACAAUGUUUGGACUGCUCCCAUCCAGAUGUUACGAAAAAAAAGAGUUUGACCAAAUAACAAGGUUGUGGCUGGAAAGUGGGACUAAAUUCCAUAAAGAUCACCCCAGCACCACUUUUGAGCCGAUCAGGAUAUUAAACACAGUACACGAUGACGGUGCUUUGAUCGACAUGAUUCUUAUGGCAGCGAAGGACAAUGAUCUGAAGCACGUUGCUGAGGUACUGAAACGGGAUCUGUGGUCGAAGUGGACAAACGACUGGAAGCAUAAGCAUAAAUCACCUGACGUGGGUACUUCAAAUAACGUCAAAAGCAUGGUGAAAGACUAUCGGACGUGGUUAAAUACGAUCAGAUCAAGCAUGAGAGGGAAUUAUCGUCUUGAAGAGAACGUUAAAAAGGAAUUUGAACGUGGUAUAAUUCUCGACGAAGCACUGCGUGACGGCGUAUUAUUCCAGAAUAUUGUUAUGAAGAUUGAAGAGCUCAACAAAAAUCAUAUUGGUGAGCCGUUGGGCGUAUAUGCGAUAUUAGAGACUCUCUUUGACGUGGGUAGUGUGUUCAGACUGGCGUAUCCAAUUAAAGUGGAAGGUAGAAGUCCGCAUUUUGAAGCUGUUAUUGAGCAACUUCAGGUCGAUCAGGCGCGGUUUUGGUUUAGAACACCUUCGAAUCCGGCUAAAUUUCUCGAUCAGUUUGAUCUUGAUUUAGACUCGAAAAGUCCUGCUGCUUUAGUUCGUUUCAAAGCGUUUGUGCAGCACUCGCUCGAAUAUAAUACAGAAAUCAAAGCUGCGACCAGCACGCUGGAGAUUUUAAGAGCUCGUUACGACAACAAUGCCCUUGAUGCAUUUUUGCGUGAAGCAAGUGGAAUUGACUCACCCAAUUGGGAAUGGAAAAACAGUACAUGUUUGUUCAGAUCAUGA
Plasmopara halstedii is the source of this 1731-nucleotide messenger RNA. RefSeq lists its product as uncharacterized. The record is from RefSeq and is a predicted model, not a curated record. The transcript is spliced from 2 exons. Lineage: Eukaryota; Oomycota; Peronosporomycetes; Peronosporales; Peronosporaceae. Bases 1 to 1731 code for a protein of 576 amino acids.